Strongylus vulgaris is the source of this 223-nucleotide messenger RNA. Lineage: Eukaryota; Metazoa; Nematoda; Chromadorea; Rhabditida; Strongylidae. The record is from the annotation of a GenBank genome assembly.
CCCUUAUCGAAUUGGGGAUGACCUGGGAUCUGCGUUCGCUAUGGGUCUCGUCGGUGGUUCAAUUUUUCAGGCUUUCUCUGGAUAUAAACAUGCUGCUAAAGGACAAAAACUGCUUGGUAUGCUACGGGAGGUUCGGAUGCGCAGCACAAUCACUGGCGUUCAGUUUGCAGCAUGGGGAGGAAUGUUCAGCACGAUAGACUGUGGUCUUGUUGCUAUACGUAAA